This is a messenger RNA of Dreissena polymorpha, 1621 nucleotides long. Its product is annotated as serine/threonine-protein kinase Nek4-like. Gene Ontology annotation, biological process: protein phosphorylation. NCBI's taxonomy places the organism in Eukaryota, Metazoa, Mollusca, Bivalvia, Myida, Dreissenidae. The record is from RefSeq and is a predicted model, not a curated record. The coding region runs from base 75 to 857 and encodes 260 amino acids. The transcript is spliced from 9 exons. Gene Ontology annotation, molecular function: ATP binding; protein kinase activity.
GGAAAAUUCGACAGUGUUACCGCUCGCUGUACUUUUGUUUUAGUUUAAGUUAAGUUUAUUUUUAUGAACAAAGGAUGACCAUGUCCCAUGGAGAGUAUCGUAAAGUUGGUUGCAUCGGAGAGGGCGGCUUUGGAAAGGUUAUUCUGCUUGAAAACGCUGACAAGGAGCAGGAGGCAUUGAAGAUUGUGGACCUUGCAGGCAAAGAUUCCAAGGUUGUUCAGUUGGCGCAUCAAGAGGUGAAACUCCUUUCAAAACUUAAGCACGAGUACAUCCUUAAGUUCAUACACGUUGAAAAGGACGGAACGACGUUGAAGAUAUUAACAGAGUUCUGUCCGAAUGGCGACCUGUCUGGCUACAUUGAAGCCCACCGUGGGAAGUUGAUGGACGAACGGCGGCCGGUGGAGUGGACGAGGCAGAUUGUAUCUGCUUUAAAGUACCUUCACACUCUCCCUAAGCCGGUGAUACACCGAGAUUUGAAGAGCGCCAAUGUUUUCCUGGACGCAAACUGGGACACAAGGCUCGGGGAUUUCGGGGUUUCAAGGGUGAUCGAGUCUUCGACAGACAUGGCAACUACCUAUGUAGGAACACCCAUUUAUAUGGCCCCAGGGAUGUUUAUGGGCAUACCGUACACAGAGAAGACUGACAUCUUUUCCUUGAGCAUACUGAUGUACGAGAUGGCCUCCAUGAAGACCGAUGCUUUUGAAAAAAUGCUGCCUCAGAUCAUGCUUUUUCGGAUCAUCCAUUUUGGAUUUCCUACAAUGCCAGAUGGAUACAGCUCUGGUUUGAUAGACCUCAUGAAAACGAUGAUGCAAGUUGAUCCUGACAAACGACCUUCGGCCGUUGACCUUCUCCAAUAGCGCAUUUUAAAAACUACUGGAAAACCACUGCCAAUUGUACGUCUUACAAUCAUGAUCUACUGUUGCAAAUCAAAUGUGACAUUUGUUACCUUCUGAAAUGCUUCAUACCUGAUGAGUGCAUUGACCCAAUAUGAAUUCAUGUGUAAAAAUACAAAACACGUGUAAUCGAUUAAUUCAUUCAAGUUCUUCGCGUAAUGGAAAUCAACCUGCCUUAAUGAAAGGACGUGUUACACUUUAUUGUGCAAAUCACCGUUUGUUGUGCUUCUGAGUAGAAUUCUCUGUCUAAUAAAACACCAUUCCGUUGUAAAUAAUUACACUUUUUACCAAAAUAAUUUUUAUUGUAAUCUGAACAGAUAAAUGCCAGAGUCUGUGGGACUUAUUGGUUAAAUAGUUUUCUAGUCAGAUUCUACUGGAAGACACAAAUAAUGAGGUUACAACGGAAUCACUUACCUGGGUAGAAAGCAUCAUUAAUAGCGAUACCAUAACGGGAGAAAGAAGUUCCCAUGAUGAUGAAGGGCAUAUAGAUUAUGGACCUGUGGAUGACAUAACCGUUGUCGAGUUGCUAUCAGAAAAUCCCAUGAUGAGCUUCGUUAUGCGGGUCCUGGAUGACAUGGGGAAAUCACAAUUGGUACAAGGUCGCUCCAAACUAGAGAAAAAUGCAGAAAUGCUGAAAAUGUACUGCCUUCAGUGCAUGGAUAACAACGAGGAAUUGUUCCUGAAGGCGAGUGCGCCACUUGCGGCCAGUCAUGACGAAAACCAAAUUG